CUGUGGUAGCCAUUUUUAUCAGUGACACAAAGUACACUUCCAGUACCUGGCUACCAUCCAGUGCUGAUUUUACUUUCACCCUUUGUACCUGGGAAGUUUUCUGCUUUCCUCUCAGCUGUUACAGACAUGCUCUGUCUGACAUUACGACAAAGAUUACGGCCCCUUUUCCUCAGUGGUUCAGCAUGUUUGGGCAGGCAGAGGCAGAUAACUGCAGAAUCGUGCAGAAGACGCCUCAGCAGCACCGACAGGUGGACAGGGCAGGAGAGCUUGGCUCAGGAUGAUCCAGAGAUAUGGAGUCUCCUGCAGCAGGAGAAGGACAGACAGUGUCGGGGACUGGAGCUCAUCGCAUCAGAGAACUUCUGCAGUCGUGCAGCUCUAGAGGCACAGGGCUCCUGUCUGAACAACAAAUACUCUGAGGGAUACCCAGGGCAAAGAUACUAUGGAGGUGCAGAGAUUGUAGACCAGAUUGAGCUAUUGUGUCAGAAGCGUGCGCUCUCAGUCUUUGGUCUGGAUCCCAGUCUGUGGGGCGUUAAUGUUCAGCCAUACUCUGGAUCCCCUGCUAACUUUGCAGCCUACACCUCUGUACUGCAGCCUCAUGACCGCAUCAUGGGCCUGGAUCUGCCUGACGGGGGACACCUUACCCAUGGCUACAUGUCAGACAACAAGAGAGUCUCAGCCACCUCCAUUUACUUUGAAUCGAUGCCUUACAAGCUGGAUCCCCAAACAGGUCUGAUAGAUUAUGACCAGCUGGAGAAGACUGCCCGCCUUUUCAGACCCAGACUUAUCAUAGCAGGAACCAGCGCCUACCCCCGUCUCAUUGACUACUCCCGCAUGAAGAAGUUGUGUGUGGAGCUGAAUGCCUACCUGUUGGCAGACAUGGCUCAUAUUAGUGGCCUGGUGGCCACAGGAGCUGUUCCCUCUCCUUUUCAGCAUGCUGACCUCGUGACCUCCACCACCCAUAAGUCACUGCGUGGAGCAAGGGCUGGUCUGAUCUUCUACAGGAAAGGUGUGAGGUCUGUGGAUAAGAAAGGCAAAGAGGUCCUCUAUGACCUCCAGGACAGGGUGAACUUUGCUGUGUUCCCAUCACUUCAGGGAGGACCUCACAACCAUGCCAUUGCCGGGGUGGCUGUCGCCCUCAAACAGGCUUCCACUCCCAUGUUCAACAGAUACAUCCAUCAAGUGCUGCUGAACGCCAAAGCUAUGGCCGAUGCUUUGCUUAAGAAAGGCUAUACCCUGGUGUCAGGUGGAACAGACAACCACCUGGUAUUGGUUGACCUUCGACCUCGUGGGAUGGAUGGUGCUCGAGCUGAAAGGGUCCUAGAGCUGGUGUCAGUCACAGCCAACAAGAACACCUGUCCUGGAGAUAAGAGUGCCCUCAUUCCAGGAGGACUUCGACUUGGAGCUCCAGCUCUGACCUCUCGACAGUUUAAGGAGGCAGACUUUCAAAGAGUAGUGGACUUUAUUGAUGAAGGGAUUCAGAUUGCACUGGACGUGAAGAAGAAGACCGGAAACCUGGCUAGCUUCAAGUCCUUCUUGCAGGAAGACCCAGAGACAGUGUCACGCAUCGCAGAGCUCCACCAGCGGGUGGAGCUAUUCGCCAGGCCCUUCCCCAUGCCAGGAUUCACUGACCAUUAGAAAAAAACACUGAGAGAAAAGCUGUAAUGUGAAGUAACAGUCCUCGGUAGUGGGGGUUCAUAAUGUUGCUUUGGUAGGAAACAUUACUUCAGGAUGCUGCCAGUUACGAUUUAAUCCCAGUACAGCAACACUAGUUAUGUUGGUACAGCGUCACAUUUAUAUGUCAAUGAGAAGCAUUAUAAAUGCCAGCUGAUCUGAAAAAAUGUCUGAUAACUGCUCUAAAAAUAAAUAAUAAAAGUCACAACUCACUAAAAAAUGACACCUAGCAACAAUAAUUCAAUUUAUAACACUGCAUUGCUCACUUAUUCUAGCUGUGACUGUGUUAUUAUGGUGACACUUCAAAUUCCCACUUUUAGCAUUCAUAAGCAGCAUGUAAACAUUCAUUAACAAAAUAUAACAGUAGCUAUACACGAUAAUGUAAAAAUACAGACAUUUAAAAUGUUGUCAUUAUUAUUAUUGAACCCUUGAUUUAAUGAGGUAGUCUCAUUGAGAUCGAGAUCUCUUUUUCAAGAGAGACCUGUGUACAAAAAAUACACACACAAAAAAAACCGAGACAAACAGCUGCAUAAUAAAAGGACACAUUACACACUAUAGACACUGUAAGAAAAACAAGUGCAAGACUGCAGAUAGACAAACACAACCCAUUAAAAUGUUCCAGUGAAAUCAGAGGAUGCAGCUUUAUAGCUUUUUGUAUUUCAUUCUAUUUAUAGGCAGCAAAAUAUUUAAAUCCAGUUUUUCCAAGUUCAGUGUGAACAAGAAGUACAGCUAGUGUUUAAAUAUCCUGCAUCCUAACAUAGGUGAAGGUAUGUGUUUUGACAGAUAAUUUACUAGUAAACAGUAUACGUAUGGUUGCAUACAGCUAUGUUAUAGAGUGGAUUAAAUAAACACUACAAUAUACAACUCAUAGUGCUAAAUAAGUAAAUUUAAAGCGAAGUGUUCUCUAAACGUCUUGAGGCUCCUUAUAGCAAGUGACUGAUAAUAAUGGGAUACUAUUCACUUUUUAGCAGUGUAACCAAUUUAGCUGAACAACUUAUUACACAUCGACUCAUAAAAUGAACUUUCAGCCUUCUCAGCAUCUAAACUGAUUUGAUUUGUUAUUGGUUUGUAAUGAUUAGGUUGGUAGUAGUGAUUAUUUUCAUAAAAAUGGUAUUCAAUAGGAAUUUAGAGUUUAAAUGUUACACAGCAAUGGAUGUUAACUGCGAGUCAACAUCACUUUCUGGAAUUUGUUUUCACCUUCUUGACAGGGCCAAAGCCAAGAAGGACCCUGUUUUCAGGUAUUUUUGGCAUUUGGUUGCUAGGUCUGCUUAAGAGCUCUUACUGACAUCGGGCUUUGUCCCGCACACUGGGAAACUCACAGCAGCUGUGGUUCAGUUUACACCCACAAAUCCACAAACACGAAAAGAAAACAGUAAAGUAGCACAGGCAUUUCAAAACAAGCUUUAGAUUUUUUUUUCUGUGUGUGUGUAGCUUGUGUAGUUUGACUUCAACAGAAAUGAUUUCUGAGGAAUGUAUAAUAUAUUAAAUAAAUCUUUUAAACUGCAAUAAAAUGAUCCUGAAUGUUCCAA
Molecule: messenger RNA, 3200 nt
Organism: Archocentrus centrarchus (flier cichlid)
Lineage: Eukaryota; Metazoa; Chordata; Actinopteri; Cichliformes; Cichlidae
Product: serine hydroxymethyltransferase, mitochondrial-like
Exons: 12
Coding region: 127-1635 (502 amino acids)
Biological process (GO): tetrahydrofolate interconversion
Cellular component (GO): mitochondrion; cytoplasm
Molecular function (GO): pyridoxal phosphate binding; glycine hydroxymethyltransferase activity
Source: RefSeq, a predicted model, not a curated record